GGCCCCGUAGCCAAUGAGACACGAGCUGGACGCUGAUUGGCCCUAGCGCUUGCCGGCCCAGGCCUGGCCAGGUCGCUGCAGGCUCGGAGCGGAGUGGCGUAGGGGGUGCUCGGUGCUGUCCCCGCGGGGGAUUGCCCUGGGCUCAGCAUGGCGGCGCUGUGGAUGAUAUGCCGAGCUUCCUGCACAGGGACACCACCCUGCCUGAGUCUCACCCGGCUGCUCAGUGUUACAGCCUCGAGAAAGUCCUACAAGCAUGUGAAUGUACAGGAGGUGAAAUCGGACAUGAAAUCCAUCACCGACCGGGUUGCUCAAACUCUCUUGUGGACAGAGCUCAUCCGAGGUCUGGGUAUGACCUUGAGUUACCUCUUCCGGGAACCUGCCACCAUCAACUACCCUUUUGAGAAAGGCCCCCUGAGCCCGCGUUUCCGAGGGGAGCACGCCCUGCGCCGCUAUCCGUCUGGAGAGGAGCGGUGCAUCGCCUGCAAGCUCUGCGAGGCUGUCUGCCCUGCCCAGGCGAUCACCAUAGAGGCCGAGCCACGUGCUGAUGGCAGCCGCAGAACCACCCGCUAUGACAUCGACAUGACCAAGUGCAUUUACUGCGGGUUCUGCCAGGAAGCUUGCCCUGUGGACGCCAUUGUGGAGGGCCCCAACUUCGAGUUCUCCACCGAGACGCACGAGGAGCUGCUGUACAACAAGGAGAAACUGCUGAACAAUGGGGACAAGUGGGAGGCCGAGAUCGCGGCCAACAUUGAGGCCGACUACCUGUACCGGUGACGGCUGGGCCCCCCGCACUGCCCAGCCUGCUUCCUAGACCCACCCCUGCAAUAAAGGGCCUACACCCAG
Messenger RNA from Trachemys scripta elegans, 843 nucleotides. RefSeq names its product NADH:ubiquinone oxidoreductase core subunit S8 (gene NDUFS8). Gene Ontology annotation, cellular component: membrane. Gene Ontology annotation, molecular function: 4 iron, 4 sulfur cluster binding; NADH dehydrogenase activity. The record is from RefSeq and is a predicted model, not a curated record. Bases 148 to 774 code for a protein of 208 amino acids. Gene Ontology annotation, biological process: mitochondrial electron transport, NADH to ubiquinone; mitochondrial respiratory chain complex I assembly. NCBI's taxonomy places the organism in Eukaryota, Metazoa, Chordata, Testudines, Emydidae. The transcript has 7 exons.